AUGGAGGGGAUGAAUGAGAAUUUAAUUUCAUUGAAAGCUGAUGUACAAAAGAAUGAUAUCAUUCAGAAUCUUCAAGAGAAAUUAAAGAAUUUCGAUAUAAAACCUUCAGUUGUGAGUGAACAACCAACGACUCAAACAGCAACCACUUCAAUUCUAUUCGGUAAUGAACUAUCAUCACAACCAUCAGCUGCUUCAUUAUUCGAUGAUGUUCCAUUUAAUGUUUCAACAACAUUUGAACCACAACAAGAAGUUUUCGAAGAAAUUAUUUAA
Messenger RNA from Clunio marinus, 270 nucleotides. Lineage: Eukaryota; Metazoa; Arthropoda; Insecta; Diptera; Chironomidae. The record is from the annotation of a GenBank genome assembly.